Molecule: messenger RNA, 3883 nt
Organism: Mytilus californianus (California mussel)
Lineage: Eukaryota; Metazoa; Mollusca; Bivalvia; Mytilida; Mytilidae
Product: beta-1,3-galactosyl-O-glycosyl-glycoprotein beta-1,6-N-acetylglucosaminyltransferase-like
Exons: 7
Coding region: 2432-3742 (436 amino acids)
Biological process (GO): signal transduction
Cellular component (GO): membrane
Molecular function (GO): glycosyltransferase activity; protein binding
Source: RefSeq, a predicted model, not a curated record
GAUCUAAUGACCUAAAUACUGGUUUUCAGAAAACAUAAACCAGCAUACAGUUAUGUAAACUAAAUUCAUAACCUGGUAAUAAAACACGUCAUCUAUCAAGAAGACAUAAGAGUCCGAAUUUAGGAGUAUUGCUGGAAAUUAUGUGUAGUAUUUAAAUACAUAACAGGAUGGAUAGUACAGUAGUACCAGGAUUAUUUGGAUUGAAUCUUAAUCUGAUGUACGUUUUAGACAUCCCAAUGAUUUAUGACGAAAUCGAAGCACUUAACAUACGACUGAAAGUUGAGCAUAAGUGUGUACAUGAUGUUCUUAAUAAUAUGAUAGCUAUUUUGAAAACAAAACUACCAAGAUUGCGAUGUUAUGCAAAAGAACAUCUUGAACAUAUUUUAGAGGAAAAUAAGGACAAUUUAAACGCAUUGUCCGAUCUAGCACAGAUUUAUAAGGGGUUGCACAGAAUAUCGGACGCAGAAAGAUGCAGAAAACACAUGGCACAAAUCCUUCUUAGCACCCAAGAAGAAGACGUGGUUAAUAAAGCCGUUUGUCUUUUGGAACAAGGGUAUGCCUUGGUGCACGAUAUGUCAGCAAACAUUGAAAAUAUUGCAAGCAGUAAACUAACUGAUGCACAUAAACUGCUGCAGUCGGAACACCAAAAAAGCGAACAUGAGCGAAGAUUGGUGCUCCAAAAAUGUGUUUUCCACAAUAAACAGACUAUCAGUAAUUUAGAACAAUCUAUUCAAUGCAGUAGAACGAACAAAUACUUUCUCAGGAAAAUAACAGCCCUUGAACAAUUUGAAAAGGCCCAAGUCAUCUGUAGCAAAUUUCCAUACAAAAUAGUAUGGUCAUAUUACAUUGGGGAGGCAUGGAAUCGCCAUGUCGAUUCACUACAGAGGCAAAGAACUGAACAUAGAAAAAUAGAUGUCUUAGAUGCUACCUGUAAGGCGAUUGAAAUAUUUUUGAAUGUUGCCAAUAUGAAAAAUGACAUUGACAAGAAACAAACUUACAUUUCAAGAUCACUAGCACAAAUAGGCCAUAUCUUAAUAAAACGUCGCAAGACACUUGAAAAUAAUCCUACAGAUUUUGAAUUCUUUCAAGAUGAAUCAUAUGUGAAAUAUUUUAAAGACCCAUUGAUACCAUUAAAAAAGGCUUAUGACAUGCAGAAAUAUAGGCCAGAUUCCUUUGUACUGAAUAAAUAUGGACGUGCCUUAUUCCAUCUUUCGAAAGGGACAGAUUUUCGUGAAAAACUACAGCGACUUAAAAUGGCUGAAGACAUACUAACUAUUUCAACACAAAAUUUUACCAUGAACUGGUUUGCUUAUAGUACGCGUAUGGAAGUUUACGAAAGUUUGGGGGAUUUUCUUUUAACAAAAAAUCAAGGUUUGUCUUGGCAGUACUUUCAAAGCGCACUCAACGAUGGACACCAAUGCUUCAAAUCAAAAGGAUCUGCUAUUGAUAUGGAAAAUUUGGCAAGAAUAUGUCAGAAAAUGGCGAAAUUCCCAUUCACCAAAAAAGAAGGCGCUCAUAUGGUCAAUGAUAAGGUGUUCCUUCACUACGCUCUUGAUUAUUUGCAGCAUGGUAUAGCUUUAUCGGGCCACAAUGAAUACACCAUCGCCAAUAGAAUGGCGUCAUGUUUAUAUGAUUUGGAUGAGCUUGUUACAGCUGCUGAAUGGAUGAAACGAGCGUUAUCCCUAUGUUCAUAUGUUAAAAUACACGACUUUAAAAUUACGUGUUUAUAUCUUCUGAAACGAUAUGGCAUUGAAAGCAAGAUUAUUGGAGGUGACAAGCCCUACUAUCUUCUCAGAGAAAUAAUCUACAUUCUACUUAAAUGCAAAAGACUUAAAGAGCAUAGGAAUACGGAAAAAGUGUAUGAAUACAUUAUCAGUAACGACUACUCCGAUCUGUUUUCACUUAUAAACGAUGUAGUUACUGUAAAAAAAUUGCUAAAACAAACCGGUCUUGAUAUAAUUACGGAAAUUUUGGAAUGUGACACUGCAAUAAGUAAUUUAGACACAGGACGACAGAAGCAGCUUGAACGAUUCAAAGAACAAAUAUCAUCUGUCGUUCCACAAGACGAUAGUGAAAUGGAUCUCGAAAAAGAGUUUGAAAAAUCAAUAGCACCUAUUCCAAUUUCUCUGGAGACUCAUCAGGUACCCGAAGGAUAUCAAUACAAUUUCUUCGUAUCUCACAGUAAGAAAGACAGUGACUGGGUUGUCAAUAUGCUUCUUUUCGAGUUAGAAAAGCAGUUUUCAGAGGAAGAUGUAGCUUUCAAAGGUUGUAUUGCGGACCGGGAUUUCGUUCCAGGAAAAACUAUAAUCAGGAACAUCACAGAUGCAAUCAGAAGAAGUUAUAAGUUGUAGAUUAUAAUGAAUACAAAUAAAUCCAAGGGAGUUUAUAUCCGAUGGUUACCUCGUUAUUGGUUCACAUUUGAAGAUAUAUUAUGGAUAAGUACAUUCCUUUGCGGUCUACAAACUUGAUUGCAGCUUGUUUAAUUCUGAUUUUGAUAAUAAUGUAUAUAUUUGAUUCUGUGAUCGUGAAUACUGAUAUGUUUUACGAAUGGUCUUCAUCUUAUACAAAUGAUGGAAUAAAAAGGUGGUUCAUCAAUACGAAUACAUUAACGAAGAGGAGGCUUGUUGAUUCUAUUAAUUGUCAUGCACUGCUAACAGGACAGAAACGUGAAAUUAACAUGGCAAACAGACUGGCAAACGAAUAUCUAAACGUUUUAUCGCCUUUUUAUUAUAUCAGUCGAACACGUGUUUGUAAGAAGUUUCUCCGAGACAGAAGCUACACUACAUCAACACUUUCAAGCGAGGAGGAAGCCUUUCCAAUAGCUUACAGUAUGCUCAUAUUCAAAUCAAUCAAUCAAUUUGAGAGAUUACUUAGAAGUAUUUAUCGACCUCAGAACUUCUAUUGUGUUCAUGCUGAUACGAAAAUGUCCGAUGUACGCAGAAAGGCGCUGGAAUCAAUAGUCAAUUGUUUUGACAACGUGUUCAUGUCAUCUAAAUCGUAUAACGUUAAAUGGGGAAAAAUAACAGUAUUACAAGCUGACAUAAUUUGCAUGCAGGAUUUACUGAGAUAUAAGAAAUGGAAGUAUUUUAUAAAUUUAACAGGGCAAGAUUUUCCAUUAAAAACUAAUCUGGAAAUUGUAAAAAUUCUGAAGGCUUAUGACGGUGCAAAUGAUGUCUCAAUUUCAAACAAUCAAGCAAAAUUUGCACAUCGAUGGACAAAUAUUAAAUCCUCACCGCCUGGAGUAUUUCCAUACAAAGGUAGUUUACAUAUAACUGUUAAUCGACGGUUUGUGGAGUAUGCCAUUACAAACAAAACAGCCAAUCAACUUUUGAAAUGGUUGGUUGGAACAAUCAUUCCAGACGAAAGCUUUUUCUCUACCCUCAACUUUAAUUCGAAUCUUGGAAUUCCAGGGUCGUUUCAAGGUAAUUUGAACAAUGCUAUGGCACUGUAUAAAAGCAUGACACGAUAUAAAAUUUGGAAGUUGGAGGAUAAAAGUUGUAAUGGUCAAUAUGUACGUGCAAUAUGUAUUCCAGCGGUUGAGGAUCUGUCCAAAAUUCACAGUCGUCCGGAGUUAUUUAUCAACAAGGUCUACUGGGAUUAUGAACAUUAUGUUCUAGAUUGUCUUGAAGAGUCUAUUCGUAAUAGAACUAUCGAUAAUAUCCUCGGGAUAAUUGAUCUAAAUAUAUCCGAUUACUCAAAUUUAUAUUUUGUAAAACAUGCUUUGAGAGUCCACAAUAUAUGACAUACUAUCCUUUUUGAUGAAUUUCAAAGAUUUGGCACGUCGUUUAUUGAAGCAAGUUAACUUUAAAUUGCCCUUUUUUCAACUGCAAAAAUCUCGAUAGAUAUUAAGAUAUUUUUAUACAUUAAAUUAAGGUUAUAUUUA